This is a messenger RNA of Ceutorhynchus assimilis (cabbage seed weevil), 1929 nucleotides long. Lineage: Eukaryota; Metazoa; Arthropoda; Insecta; Coleoptera; Curculionidae. The record is from the annotation of a GenBank genome assembly.
GAAAGCGGCCGGGGCCUGUGUGCUUUUUACAAACCUUACCGUCUUAUGGACUGGGUUUUUCAAUCUUUUUUUCCGACGGAUAAUUUUUUUUUUUUGAUUUGUGUGAGUUAGGUGGUGGACGUGCAGGACAUAUUUCAUAAUUCGUUUCUGACAAAAAGAAAUAGAAAUAAAAUUAUCAUCAUCGGACCGGAACGAACGGACGUUUCCUCCGCAGACCAGAAAAUUGACUUUUAAUCCUUAAAACGAGAAACAAAAUAAUCAUCUGGCUUAACACGAGCGACAAAGUAGCAACACGUAGAGGCGAAACAAUCGCAGUCACCCAGGGGCUAAUUAAAAACAAUCGACGGAAGCCGGAGAGAAAGAGACAACGACACGUUAUUAGGGCAGAAAAAAAAAAAGGGCCACUAGUCGAAGAGGAAAAAGAAUGCAAAGGACGGGAGAUAUUGCGCGCACUUUUCCAACGGCUGCGGUCCACACUUACUACCACAGCAACGCGUGAUUUUUCAUCACAUUUGCGCGUCCAGGCAGCCGGGCAGUCAUUUGUUUGAAAAAUCAGCGCUAGAAUAUGCGCUAGCGAAGUUUUCUUCCGCCGGUCGUAAAUUUGAACCAAAAAACAUCAUGCAUCUGGCUAGUGAAGUCACCUCGACCACCGGACACUAUUAUGGUAACUUGACCGCGGAGAUGUUGGCGGAAAGAACAAUCGACGGUCUAUUAGCGGAACAUCCGGGCGAAUUAACGAGGACCGGGUGUCCGCACGUGGUUUGUACGGUGUUACCUCCGCAUUGGAGAUCGAACAAAACUUUACCGGUUGCGUUUAAGGUUGUGGCGUUGGGCGAAGUCGGAGAUGGUACUGUGGUCACUGUACGAGCGGGCAACGACGAGAAUUAUUGUGCCGAAUUGAGAAACUGCACGGCGAUUAUGAAGAAUCAAGUUGCGAAGUUUAACGAUUUGCGAUUUGUCGGCAGAAGUGGCAGAGGCAAAAGCUUUACUCUGACCAUUAUAGUGUCCACAUCGCCACCUCAAGUAGCCACUUAUAGUAAAGCCAUUAAGGUUACAGUGGACGGACCAAGAGAACCAAGAUCCAAGACGCGUCAAGCAGGGUUUCAUCAUUUUCCGUUUGGACCAAGACCGUUUCAUCCUGAUCCUUUGAGUGGAAGUUUGCCUUUUAAAUUGAGUGGUAUCGCCCACCACUUGGCAGGCCUACCAGGACACCCACACGAAUGGGCCUUUUUGGGAGCCAGACACCCAUAUCCUCAUGGACCUUUAUUACCGCACCAUCAUCACCACCCACCUCAUUUUCCUCCUCACAUGUUUGCAGCUUUAGACCGUCCUUUGAACGCCUCACCAAGAAUAGCUAAUGAAGCAUCUUCAACAUCGUUGGGCCCCAUAUCAAUCAACUGCAAUUCCGCCCAUAGCACAACAUCGCCGAAAGCUUCACCAACCCCAGGACUUCUAACGACAGCUGAAAGUUCCAAAGAUGACAUAUCAGUAACAGCUUCUCCAACUCCCAGUCCGCAACCUCCUCCAGCUUUUCCAGGAGUUCCGCCACCCAAUCAGCAGCAGCAAUUGUUCAAUAAUGCUUUAGCUGCUAGUUUGUUUUUGAACACGCCUCUUCUACCACCUCCCAGUCAGUGGUUGUAUUCGCAAUUUUAUCCCGGAGAUUGGAAUUGGAUGAACAACUUGAGACAUCCUUCGUUGGUUUCUUCGAUAUUGUCGCCUCCUGCUGAGGAUUCACAAAAUCCUGAUAGUUCUAGCGAAAAGUUGGAUGUGACGGAAGUUGAUGACGAGCCAGCGGUUGUUGAUAAAAAAGCUGCUGAAGGAGUAAAUUUGUGUAUUAAAAGUAUUAAAAGUAGACAUAAACAUGAAGAUAAGAAUGGUAAGAAUAAUAGUAAAAAUUCAGAUGUAUGGCGGCCGUAUUAAAUUAGAUAC